Verticillium nonalfalfae is the source of this 963-nucleotide messenger RNA. RefSeq lists its product as uncharacterized. Lineage: Eukaryota; Fungi; Ascomycota; Sordariomycetes; Glomerellales; Plectosphaerellaceae. Bases 1 to 963 code for a protein of 320 amino acids. The transcript is spliced from 2 exons. The record is from RefSeq and is a predicted model, not a curated record. Gene Ontology annotation, molecular function: oxidoreductase activity.
AUGCCUCUUCAGCCCUACAAAUACACCGGUCCCAUUGACCACACCGUGGUCCCGGACCGCAGCAAGGUGAUCGGCAAGUCCGUCAUCGUUACGGGCGGUGCAAAUGGCAUGGGAGAAGAAUGCGUACGCCAGUUCGUCGCCGCCGGUGCUUUCGUCACAAUCGGCGACGUCAAUGAUCGUGGAACAGAGCUCGAGAAGGAGCUCAAUGCCAAUGGCGAAUGCUGCGUCUUCGUCAAGUGCGACAUUCGAGACUGGGAGCAGCAGAAGGCCAUGUUCCAGACGGCCAAGGACCGCAGUCCCUCAAAGAGCGUCGAUAUUGUCAUUGCGAAUGCGGGCAUCAGCAGGAGUUCCGGCGACAGUCUGUGGAACCUCGACGAUCCGAAUUCGGAGCCUACCAAGCCAGAUCUGAACAUUGUCGACGUAAAUCUUCGUGGCAGCUUGUAUACGUGGAAGCUGGCCGUGCACUACUUCCGACAGCAGCCUGACAGCGAGGAGCGGGAUCGAUGCUUUAUCAUUACCGGAAGCAUGGUGGGCUGGAUUGACUCACCGGGCAACUGGGAGUACACGUCGACAAAGUAUGGCUUGCACGGCUUCAUGCGCACCGCGAGACGAAACAGUUGGGAGCAGGGUAUUCGCAUCGUUUAUGUGGCUCCUUGCUGGAUCAAGAGCGCUAUCAGAACGGCAGAAUAUGAGAAGUGGCUCAUGGACAGGGGCGUUGAGUUUGGCGAACAAGAAGACGUUGGAGGCUGCAUGAUGCGUGUUGCUUGUGACAAGUCAAUCAACGGGCGCUCGUUGAUGAUCACACCUCGGUCAAUGGCCAAGGAGGGCUUCAUGGACAUCAACCGAGACGACUAUCUGGACACACCAGAAGAUGCGUAUCUGAAGAAGGUGCAGGAGAACCAGCUGGUGAUCAUUGAAGACAAGUGGAGAGACGAUUUCAAAGUGCGAAUCUACAAGGAGUGA